CACAUGCGUGGGGAUGGAGCGAAACACGCUCAGCAUGGUGGCGGCGCUUCUCCGUCUUCUCCCCGCUCCUGUUCGCAGCCGUCUCCGCGCUCCCGGCUGGGGCUCCGCUGUUCGCGGUGCCGGCGCGGCCUCUCCGCGGCUACCGGUGCUCGUCGCGGCGGAGCGGAAGGCGGCUGCUGAGCUGGCCGGAAACACGCCCCGUCCGCCCCACCCAGAGCUCCAUCGGCCGCAGGUGCCGCCUUCCGACCCGGACAUCGCCUCGGCGCCGCCGCCGCCGCUCCGGGGCUGCUCCGCUCCGGCUCCCCCGCGCCCGCCGGUACGCGUCUCCUCGGCAACGGCGGCUUCGCCGCGCAGGACCCCGGCGCGGGCGCCCUCCCCGGCAGUGAACAUUUCCAUCCUUAUAGUGGCUGUUGUCAUAUUUUUGCUAGUUAUUCAUCAUAACUUCCUAAGCCUCAGUGAAUUCUUGAGACGGGAAUUGUCAGAUCCAAGUCCCUUAGGACUUCAGCCUAUAGAUUUCAUUCCUGCAGCUCCCCAGAGGCUGGCAGAUGAGAGGAAUGACAAGGAGAUUUCUGUGGUCAUUGCAGCCUCGGAUGAGAGGCUUGGAGGUGCAAUUGCAGCCAUGAACAGCAUUUACCAAAACACCAGAGCCAACGUGGUUUUCCACAUUGUUACUUUGAAUGAUACUGUGGAUCACUUGAGGACGUGGCUGAGGAGCCCUCCUCUAAAAAACAUGAGAUACCGAAUUCUGGAUUUUGAUCCUCGUGUCUUAGAAGGCAAAGUACAAGUGGAUCCCCAAAAGCCAGACAACUUCAAACCAUUAACUUUUGCAAGAUUCUACUUGCCCAGCUUUGUACCUCAUGCAGAGAAGGCCAUCUAUGUGGAUGAUGAUGUAAUAGUGCAAGAUGAUAUUGUUGAACUUUACAACACUCCAUUGAAACCUGGACAUGCAGCUGCAUUUUCAGAUGACUGUGACUCAACCAGUAGUAAAGUUGCUGUCCGUGGAGCAGGCAAUCAGUAUAACUACAUUGGGUUUUUAGAUUACAAAAAAGAAACCAUCCGAAAGCUUGCCAUGAAAGCCAACACCUGCUCUUUUAAUCCCGGAGUUUUCGUUGCCAAUUUGACUGAAUGGAAAUUACAGAAUAUCACUAAACAACUGGAGAAGUGGAUGGCACUUAAUGUGGUAGAGGAGCUCUACAGUAAGACUCUGGCUGGCAGCAUCACAACACCUCCCCUGCUAAUUGUGUUUUAUAAGCAACAUUCCAGCAUUGAUCCCAUGUGGAACGUCCGACAUCUUGGGUCUAGUGCUGGGAAAAGGUACUCUUCUCAGUUUGUGGAAGCUGCCAAGCUGCUCCACUGGAAUGGACAUUUCAAGCCCUGGGGAAGAACAGCUUCCUAUGCUGAAGUCUGGGAGAAGUGGUAUGUCCCUGACCCUGCAGGCAAGUUCAACCUGAUCCGCAGACACUCGGAAGCCUAUGAAGCAAAGUAGAGUCCAUUUGAAUAAAUGAUGAUGUUUUCUCAGGAAACUUCUGGAGCCAAGCAGAAUAUUUUUCUUUUAGCCAACUUGCAGUACAGAGCCGACCUUGCCUUCUGGAGCACAAGAUGAUGCACUUAUUCAGGUGCAGUUCUGAAAUGCACAGGUCCAAAGGAGGCUCAUGUCACCUGUGUGACACAAGAUGCUACUCCAGCAGCACUACAGAAAACAAGGGGAAGAUCUCCACAAAUGAGCACUUUUGUUUAUGUCAUUUCAGUUGUGUUCUCCUGCUCUUUACUCAAUUCUUCUAACAGGGGAUCAUUUUAUCAAUUACAGAAACAAAGUUUCUAAGAACAAGAUUCAAUUCAGCUGGUGUUUGCACCAGCAAAUCUUGCACAGCAAUGUACUGUAAUUAUAGCUGCCUGGGUUUUGUUUUGUUGUUUGGUUUUGUUAUCCUGUAAAAUAAUUCCCUCAACAACCCUUUCUUGCAUGAAAUCUCCUCCCAACCAUUUCUGUUUAAGUCUUUUGUACAGAAUUCUGCAAAAUUGAAUCCUUUUUGAAAGAUUAAUCCUUUGAGUAUUAUUUCACUAUGCAAAAUGGUUUUAACUGCCAGUGAACACUAAACCAUUUUUUUUGUAAAGUGGUGGAUGAAACUUUGUUCAAAAAUAAAGCUAAUUGUAACAUGCUGA
Messenger RNA from Taeniopygia guttata (zebra finch), 2160 nucleotides. Lineage: Eukaryota; Metazoa; Chordata; Aves; Passeriformes; Estrildidae. The record is from RefSeq and is a predicted model, not a curated record.